GGGUGUCUUGCAUGGUAGCGAUAUUGAAUAUGCAAGCCUGGCAUUCAGAAUCACCUCUAGAGUUUUGGUGGCGGCCGUGGAUGUUCCCUGUUGGCUUGUGGGUCCCGAGGUCCUCCAUCCUGAAGAGGCUGAGAAUCACCAUUUAUGGGGUCUAUCCAGGUCCCCUCCAAACCAUGUUGAAAGCUGUCGAGCCUUUUCGAAUCUCCUAUUGAGUAUCUUUGUAGCCCAACACAUUACCAGUUUUGAACAAUGGCAUCAGAGAUCGUUGUUGGCAUCGAUUUUGGCACAACCUAUUCGGGAGUAUCAUGGGCCAUCAACGGCGGCAAAAAGACCAUUCGAGUAGUCAAUGACUGGCCGAAUCCUGUCUCGACUGUCGCGACAUCAGACAAGGUGCCUUCGGCGCUAUCAUACCAGGAUGGACAACCGUACCACUGGGGCUAUAAAGUCGAUUUGAAAGAGCAGUCUUUGAGCUGGUUCAAGCUACUGCUCGAUCCAAAGAACAAAAUUGGCCAGGGUUCAGACAAGGUUAUGGGUCUUAUCAAGCAACUCGCGACACUCAACAAGAGCCCCGAAGAUGUUGCCGCCGACUACCUCCGACUGCUCUGGCAGUACACUAAGGAAGAUAUAAGAAAACAUCGAGGAGGCGAUUGGGAAGAAAUCUAUAAAGUCAGGGCCGUUCUUACCGUGCCUGCUAUAUGGUCCCCCGGCGCUCAAGAUAAGACCUUGAAGAUCGCACGCAAGGCUGGGCUGCCGGAUAACAUCUCACUCGUUAGCGAACCAGAAGCUGCCGCGUUGGCAGUUCUCAGAGAGAAAAGGGAAGAUGGUGAACCUCUUCGGGUUGGAGACUGUUUUGUAGUCUGUGACGCUGGAGGUGGCACCGUCGAUCUCAUCAGUUACAAGAUCUGUUCACUCAAGCCUUUCCAAGUCGAAGAGUGCGUAAUGGGUGAUGGUGGGCUCUGUGGAUCUGUCUAUCUCGAUCAAGCAUUCGAGAUAACCAUCAGGAACAUGGUUGGCGAGACACAAUGGGAAGAGCUCAGGCUUAAAUCCAAGCGAAUGAUGAUGCACGACUUUGAAUAUUACAUAAAACGAUCUUACGCUGGAGAUAAGCAACCAUACUCCGUCGACUUGCUAGAUGUGAAGGAUAACCCUGCCGAAGGCAUAGACAAUGACACAAUCACCCUGAAACCCACAAUGCUCAAGACCAUCUUCGAUCACGUCAUAAAUCAGAUCAUGCGAUUAGUCGAGAAGCAAAUCGACGAGGUAGAAGACAAAGGCAGCAACGUGAAGGCAAUCUUACUUGUUGGUGGCUUUGGCACGAACCGGUACAUGCAUAAGAGACUCGAUGAAGCCCAUAAGACAACUGGCAUUCAAGUUCUUCAGAUUAACGGGGGAUGGUCGGCAAUAUGUCGCGGCGCAACAAUGUGGGGCCUCGAGCAUUCACAGCAAAACCCAUCUCCAAGGAGGACUGUAAAAUCGCGCAUCGCACGAUAUAGUUACGGCAUAGUGUGCACGCUUCCAUUCGACGAGUCAAAAGGGCACUUGCUCCGAGACAGAAUACGAGGCUCAAGAGGAGAGUGGCGAGCAGCCAACCAGAUGAGCUGGAUGCUUAAAAAGGGCGAGAAGGUGGAGGAAGGUCGACACAUCCACCAACCACUGACACAAGUUGUACCAGUGAAUUUGGAGGGCACAGGGAUGUAUAAUCUCUGGAAUGCGUUAUGGUACUGCGCUGAUGACGAACCACCGGAGAGAGCGGAGCUCAGUGUUAAGGAACUGUGCAAGGUCGAGUACGGUAUCAAACGCUCGAAAUUGUGGCAGGAGCCGAUCUACAAGAGCCCGUUAACGGGGGAGAGAUGGAGGGACUCAACCUUCGAUCUUUGGAUCCGUUUGGAUCAGACGACCCUCGAGUUCUCUGUUAAGUACAAAGACGAGAAGGUUGCUUGGACGGAAGCGAAGUACAAAGAGAAUUUCUGAAGGAACUCGUUGGCGUCACAUUCCUUCGAGUUGGACGUUAGAUCUGUCGACGACGCCCCAUGGACAGUAAUCGUUAGCGCUCUGAUAACGCUAAAGUCUGGCUCCCGAAAUGACGGCGAUGCGAUGGCCCUCCAAAAUUCCAGUAGUUUCUUUUCUUUGUUGCUUGCAUACACUCAGUCUACAUUGCAGCACUAAUUGUGUAGCUGAUGGAAGAACUGACGAAGCAGGCGCUAUGUCCGCACUGCAUGGCAGAAGAACAUGAACAUCUAUGAGUCAAGAGUGAGAAGGCGCAAGUGAAGGAGUCACAUAGGAAGAAGUUACAAAGCAAAAUAGUGUGGGGGAAAGAACAGCCACAAAGAGAGCCGCUGCACACUAAAAAUCUCUUGCGUAGUAAAAUGCAGACGAAAAAGAUGGC
Macroventuria anomochaeta is the source of this 2386-nucleotide messenger RNA. Its product is annotated as actin-like ATPase domain-containing protein. Bases 250 to 1971 code for a protein of 573 amino acids. Lineage: Eukaryota; Fungi; Ascomycota; Dothideomycetes; Pleosporales; Didymellaceae. The transcript has 7 exons. Gene Ontology annotation, molecular function: ATP-dependent protein folding chaperone; ATP binding. The record is from RefSeq and is a predicted model, not a curated record.